AUGCUUCCUCUGGCACCAAGAAGUCAAGGCAAAGUCCACAAAAAGUCAACAGAAAAAGUCAACAAGAAACAAAACGAAACAAACUUUGUUGAAAGUCUCAACAAGUCAAACUUUCCACCAAACGCCAUUCAAAUGUCAACCACCGAUAUCGCACAGCUGGAACAGCAGAGAAAAGAGCUCGCCGCUAGCUUCAAUGAUAUCGCUACCGUGCUGAAGCGCAGCUCCGAACUAGCAGCGUCUUUUGCAGAGAGUAUCCUCGGCAGCGACGCGUUUGAGGUGCUCCAACAUUUGCAACAAAGUGCGGACCCUGCUCCCACUAAAGGGAAACGCAAGGCCGCCGUUACAGAGGACGAACCUCUCGACGGAACCAAGAAGAGGAAGCGCAUCAUUAAACCCAAGGAUCCCAACGCGCCAAAACGUCCUGCAUCGUCCUAUAUCUUGUACCAGAACAAUGUCCGGAAGGAACUCAAAGAGCAACACCCAGAAAUGAAUAACGCGGACCUCUUGACCAUGAUAUCUGAACAAUGGAAGAACAUGACAACCGAAGAAAAAGAUAAAUACAACCAAGAGAACAAAGUUCUGACGCAACAAUACUCAGAGGAAAAAAAGGCUUACGAUAACCGUACUCCAGAAGAAGUCCAGGCUGCUAAAGCCGCUGCUGAAGUCGCGCUUGCCACGAAAAAAGAAAAGAAACCAAGAGCACCCCGGACCACCAAACCAGCAGCAGCGGCAGUAGCUCCUGCAGUCGUGCCCACUCCGGCUCGUCCACCACCUGUUGUGGAAGCAUCACACAGCUCUGGGUCGGAAGACUCCUCGGAUGAAUCAGACGAUGAAGAACCACACCCGAUUGCGCACCUCCCCUGUGACAAGGACAGUGGACCGGUGAAAGUGGUUUGGCUACGAUCUGACAGUUGUUUUUUGCAUCUACUCUUGACUGGUGUCACUGUAUUUUUGGACACCGUAAUCCUGCCAACAUCAACUGGUUGCGAGAAGGAACUUCCAAGAUUAGCUGACCUCGGGCACGUGGAGCGCCUGUUCUCAAAUCAUAGUGCAAGGGAACAGCUUGAAGUUGAUAUUAUUGUACACACUCUACGACCUAAAAACGAUUCAAUCAACUCAACUUCCAUCGGAGAGCCCCUUGUCGAAAUUGCGACGCAAUACUUGACCAAUAAAGUGGUUACCGCGCUCAAGCCCAUGAAGGCUGAGGCGUCUCAAGAACUUUUCGACCUGUUUAAUAACAACGACUCAGUGAUCAAAGGCACCACUGGCACCCUGCCUCUCCACAUUUACGAGUUGAGAGUAGCUUUACCAGAUUCACCGCACUCCGGCUUGUCUGUUCGCUCGCUUUCACCGCUCGCCUUCACCGCUCGCCUUCCCCCCACCCACCCACGACACCCUCCUCGCCGUAAUCGAUCGCCAACGCUCGCUCCUCUCCUUCCUCAACCACAUCCGACAUGUCUACACCUCCCCCAUAUGAAUCACAGAGAAACCCAGAUACCCGCCAGCUCCCUCCUGGUUGGGUCUCGCAAUUCGAUUCAAACUCCUGUCAGUUACAAGACUUGGUUCUACGUAAAUACCAAUGCCAGUCCACCAGUAACAAGCUGGGUGCACCCACUCGGCGCAGCGCCACCACCUGGUCCACCGCCCGCUCCUCAUUCCCCUCCUGCAGGCCCUCCCCCUCCCACGAACACAGGGUAUAACCAGGGCAGUGGCGGGCAGGGAUAUGGGUACAGUAACCCCCAAGGCGGAUAUUCUCCUAGUUACGUCGCUUUCCAGCAUACGUCAUCUCAUUAA
This is a messenger RNA of Laccaria bicolor S238N-H82, 1794 nucleotides long. RefSeq lists its product as uncharacterized. The record is from RefSeq and is a predicted model, not a curated record. Bases 1 to 1794 code for a protein of 597 amino acids. Lineage: Eukaryota; Fungi; Basidiomycota; Agaricomycetes; Agaricales; Hydnangiaceae. The transcript has 16 exons.